Messenger RNA from Paramuricea clavata, 1194 nucleotides. Lineage: Eukaryota; Metazoa; Cnidaria; Anthozoa; Malacalcyonacea; Plexauridae. The record is from the annotation of a GenBank genome assembly.
AUGUUGAUAUACAAUCCAUGUCGGGGCAGAAGUUCACGAACUUUCAUCAUUUUAUUUGUAUUUCUUCAACUUUUGUUCGUCUUAGCCGUAUUUGCGUUAUACACAAGUGAUACUGUGUCAAUAAUUUCCGUCGCAAAAAGGAUUCAGAAUGACAACGUAAAUAAAGCUGUGGGAGGUCGAAACAUACUCACAUCUCCAUCUCCAAAUGUGCCUGCCACGACGCACGCUACUUCACCUCGUACGUCUACACCAUCGCCGACUAAAAAGCCAAGCAUUGAUAUGGUCAACGAUUAUCAGCCUUACGUGGACUUUAAGUUAAAGUAUCCCGAAAUACAGCCGAAAAUGGCAGAUUCGAAAGAUUUUUUCUUGGUCGUUCUUGUCAACUCCGGUGCGAAGGGGGACGAGUACAGGCGACGCAGAGCAAAAAUUCGGGAAACCUGGGCAAGCAAAAACACUUGCGAGUACGCAAAUACUAUGAAUAUUAACAUCAAGGUGAAGGACCUUUAUAAGUGGAUUUUGGUGUUUGUGCUUGGAAAAGCCGGGGGGGAGGAAGAUAAACGAAAUACCGAGGAAGCCAAGCGACACAAUGAUAUGAUAAUUGGUGAUAUCGGUGAUAACUAUUUGAACAACAUUUUGAAAUUUUACAUGGGCCAACUUUGGGCUUCAUUGCUGGGUGCCAAAUAUACUCUUAAGACUGAUGACGAUGUUUACGUCCGAAUACCAAAGGUUAUAGAGUACCUUGUUUCCGAGAAAUUACCCUCACACUUUUAUGGCGGGGGGACGUACCGCGGAUCAGUGGUCAUGCGUUUUCCUGGUGGGAAGUGGAGUAUAAGCAAAAAAUAUUUUCCUGAAAACGUAUUCCCACCCUUUAAUGCUGGCGCCUUUAUUCUCCUUUCUACAGAUUUACUUGGUGGGUUAGUUAACUAUGUCCACAUUCGGAAACCUUUUCACACUGAUGAUGCGUACAUUGGUGUUGCUAUGAGAGAUUUAAAAGUCAAAGUUGUUCAUAUUUUGUCGUUUGUUAUUGAAAAUAAUAUGAGUGCACGGAUUAAUACAAAAGAUGAUUGUUAUAUUUUGAAAGUACUUGCGUACGGCCACAGUGUCAGCGCUGGAGCUAUGGAACAUGUACACAAGAAACUUGAAGAUUUGUGUCAAGCAAAUACCACACUCAAAACAUUAAAAUGUCCAGCAUAA